Molecule: messenger RNA, 3352 nt
Organism: Megalobrama amblycephala (Wuchang bream)
Lineage: Eukaryota; Metazoa; Chordata; Actinopteri; Cypriniformes; Xenocyprididae
Gene: gpm6ab
Product: glycoprotein M6Ab
Exons: 7
Coding region: 466-1305 (279 amino acids)
Biological process (GO): neuron projection development
Cellular component (GO): plasma membrane; axonal growth cone; filopodium
Source: RefSeq, a predicted model, not a curated record
CAUCCAUCUGUUAGUGCGGGGAGUUGUUUUCAAUGCGGUGCAUUUUACAUCAGCGCUAGAACAGAGCUCAGUUGUUCAAAACACCUGUAUUACCAAUGUUUAAAGUGUCUAAAAUCUCUUAUAAGAAUCAAUAAUCCUAAAAGAUAACCACGCGUCUCUAUUUUGAAGCCAGCGAAAAGAAGAUUUGAAAAUUAAUAUUCCGAUUUGAAAACCCGUAUGUUUUCUUUUGCAAUGGACAGCGUUUGAGAGAGACAGCUGAAGAUCGUGUUGAGUGAUAUCUGCGGUCGAGAAGAGGAGCUGAGCGAGUCCCUUAUCGAGCCACCACACGCACGCACACACGCCCGCUCGCGCUCUUCCACACACACGCGCUCAAAUCUCGCCACAGCGCGCACAGACGCUCAUCCACUUUACCGCUAUAGGCAUUGUUACAUUUUAUCCACGUCUAUAAUCGCGAUUUGAACCACAAUGGAAGAGAACAUGGAAGAGGGACAGACACAGAAAGGGUGUUCUGAAUGCUGCCUCAAAUGCCUGAGUGGGAUACCCUACGCCUCCCUGAUCGCGACCAUCCUGCUGUAUGCUGGGGUGGCGCUCUUCUGUGGCUGUGGUCAUGAGGCUCUCUCUGGGACCGUCACCAUCCUGCAGACCUACUUCGAUGUUGUCCGGUCGCCUGUCGAUGCCCUGGAUGUCUUUACCAUGAUUGACAUCUUAAAGUAUGUGAUCUAUGGAGUGGCAGCAGCCUUUUUUGUCUAUGGUAUUCUGCUGAUGGUGGAGGGAUUUUUCACCACUGGGGCCAUCCGGGACCUUUAUGGGGACUUUAAGAUCACCACCUGUGGGCGCUGUGUCAGUGCUUGGUUCAUCAUGCUUACUUAUAUCUUCAUGUUGGCUUGGCUGGGCGUUACAGCCUUCACCUCUCUGCCAGUCUUCAUGUAUUUCAACAUCUGGAAUAUCUGUCAGAACAUCUCUCGGGUGGAUAGUAGCCUGGAAAGUUGCUUCGACCUGCGUCAGUUUGGAAUUGUGUCCAUUGGUGAGGAGAAAAAACUGUGCACUGGUUCUGAGAACUUCAUCAAGAUGUGUGAAUCUAAUGAGCUGGAUCUGACAUUCCACUUGUUUGUCUGCGCACUUGCGGGGGCUGGAGCUGCCGUUAUCGCCAUGGUGCACUACCUGAUGGUGCUGUCGGCUAACUGGGCUUACGUGAAGGACGCCUGCCGGAUGCAGAAAUACGAGGAUAUCAAGUCCAAGGAGGAGCAGGAGCUUCAUGAUAUCCACUCAACUCGCUCUAAAGAGCGUCUGAACGCAUACACAUAAAGCACGCGGUCAUGCGCACACAUAUAAAUAUGUAUACACACACAUACACAAGCAUGCCCUUCCCCUCCCUGAAGACACAUAUAUAAACUAAACUUAACUGAGUCUACUUUCCAUGGGUUCCAGGGGUGAGGAGUGGGAUGGGAUGGGAUUGGGGAGGCAAAUAACUGUAACACUUGCUACGUACGGGUGUGACCCAGAAUGUUGGUCUAGGGGCGUGCUUAUCGUCUCAAUGGCAACGUCUCUGACUACCCAGGAUUUAGAUUUAGUUUCUUUGUCCUUUCAUUUCUCCUCUACCUCCCUUUUCUGUUGACGUGUUUGAAAGCACAUUCUGAUAAACACACCAAGCUGAGUGACUUCUCUUUUGUACCACAUACUUUUAAGUCUCAUUGGGUCUUGUUAGGGGUUUUGGGUUUAGCCAAAGGGAUUACAGCACACUUUUCACAUUUUUGUAUUACUCACCAAUGAUUUACGUUCUUCAAGCUCACCCUAUAAAUGGCUAGUCAUGAUUUAGAUUCACCGAUUUUUUUUUUUUUUUUUUUUUUAGACUUUUUAAAAACCAAAAUGUGACCAAACUUGUAACUUAUGAUUUACAGGUUAAAUCGCUCAGGCUGCCACACUUACAGCAGCAACAGCACAAAAAUGUACAGAUUCUUUUCCAACAAAUUCAGUUUUUGGAGUGCCAGGGAUUUCAAAAAGUACCUUAAAGUGACUUUUACUGCUAUAUUGUAGCUUGGCCUAACUGUAUAUGCUAGCUGUGUGCAGUAUUGAUGGAAGGUGUGACACUGGUGCUUAGUAACUGUUUCUUAAGCUUCGACAAAGAUGGCUGCUGACUGGGAAAGAAGGACCGUGAAAGAACAUCUCAAAUCAGCUAGAGUGGUCACAUAGGAUUUGCCUUGGGAGACUCUAUGGAUUCGUUUUCUCUCAUCCAUUGCAAGCCAUAAACUCACAUGCGAAUAAUAUUUUCAGGUGUUUUAUUGCUUAGUUUUAGCUUUAACUUUUUAAAUGCAAGAAAUCAAACAAAAACAGUUUUUUGGUCAUUCCUCUGAACUGUAUAUAUCUCUUUUAAGUGUAUACACAUUUCAUGUCAGUUUUUAAAACACAUCUUGCCAGUCAGUGUUACAGUAGGUGAUAUUCUUGAGAUCGUCGUUCAUAUCGGAGAAGUAUAAAUCUAAAUGGAAAAGUUGAUUGCAACAACUCUGCCAAACACUGUGGAAUGUGGAAUAAACAAGGUAGUUAUGUAACAUUCAAACACUUCGAAUAAGAACUAGAAAGAUAUGGAUGUACAGGCAUGUAUUUCGCCAAACUCAGUGUUUUGGCUCGGUCUUGCCAUCUUCAGUUGCCCUACUUUUGCAGUAAAGUACUUUUGUCAGUGUCUCAAAAAACAAAACUCAAAAAAAAAAAAAAAAAAAAAAAGCUAGUUUUUGUGCACUUAUGGACCAUUGUGAGUUUUUUGGUGUAAGUGCAUUUGGAAUCAGCGCUGAGUCCCUGUACUCAUACUAGUCAUGCAGCUUUUUUAAAACCACAAAAGAAACUUGUAUUAGGUAAAAACCGUGAAUCUAGUUGUUAUUUGUGGCAUGGUUAUGCAUCUAAUGGUAAUAGUUUUAACUAACUCAAAAAAAAGAAGAAAAAAAAAAGAUCCUUUAUUUUGAUUUUUACACUUAUGACUGUCUUGCUGGGAUCAACUAUAUUUUUUCUAAAUGUGCAGUAUUACAGUUGCUACGCUAACAAUAUUAAGCUAAAUAUCUUAUUAGGUUGUAGUGUUUGAGUUUUGUCCUUUCUAGUUCGUGAUGAUUUUCCAAACCAUGUCUUAAACCUAUACUUGUUAUGAUGUUGCGUAUCCAGUAUUAUCCUGACAUUGCUUUCAGCUUUAUCCACAUACUGUACUAGUUUUUUUGUACUUUCACUGAGAAUGCUUUGUAGCAGGCAGUAAAAUUAACUGGUUUUGUACAUAAAUGUGCCAACAGCUUGACAGUGGCUUUUUUUUUCUUUUCGAACUGUAGAAACAAACUUGCUUGCGUAAAUAAAGACACUUGUGUACUUGUUUUAA